AUGUCUACUUAUAAUUCUGGAUUUCUUGUUGCGUUACUAGUGGCAUUACUCGAAUUGGCAGCGUCAUCUGGUUCACUGGAAGUUCGCCUAAUCAGCUCGCGAUCGUGUAACGUGAAGCUUUGUGUGAAGAAGCCGCAAGCAAAACCAUUGGACAGUUGCUUACUAGAAUCCCAGCUGAUCUCCCUUCAAUCACAACAACAACGGGUCGUCUCCACACCAUUUCAUUUCCCAUUCCCGGAUACUUUCGUUCUGGUCACCGAACUGUACGAUACUCAAGGAGAAUUUCGCCACGCAAAGCAAUUCGUCAUUCAUUUCUUAUCGUCUCGCCUGUACGUGGUGAUGUUUGGCAACUUGCCGUCGGCAUUAUUAAAGGAUCAUCCUGAGCGACAACUCUCCCAAAACACCUCCAAGGAAAGAUUCGCUGUUGACAACGAAUUUACGCCAGCCGUUGGAUCUUCGGACUUCCUAGAUAUUGCCUUCCGCGCAUCUUGCCAUCCUUCAUAUUUUGGAACUGGUUGCCAACGAUACUGCAAAUCGUCGAUCAGUUACACCUGUGACUCGGAGGGGCGAAAAAUUUGCGCCGAAGGAUGGAAAGGAGAGCAGUGCGACCAGCCGAUCUGUCUUGAGGGGUGCAAGCACGGUCGCUGCGUCGAGCCAGGCAGAUGCGAAUGCGAUCAUGGUUUCUUCGGGUCAACUUGUGCUGAGUGCCGACGUAGCGAAAAUUGUCGACAUGGCACAUGUCGUGACAACCAACCGUUUACUUGUGCUUGUGAACAAGGAUGGGGUGGAAUUUACUGCGAGAGAGAUCUCGAAUACUGUGCCCGACAUCGACCGUGCAAAAGCGGAGGUGUUUGCGUAAACGGAGGCGUACGAACAGACUUCACUUGCCAAUGUCCCGAGGGAUUCGUUGGUGCAACCUGCGAGAUCGAACUACCCAGUAUCUGUGAGCAUCCCGGAAUUUGCAGAAAUGGUGGUGUAUGUACGGACGUAGAUACAAAACUAGGCAGAUGCGUGUGCGCCGACGGUUUCGAGGGACGCUACUGUGAGCGCCGGAAAAUGCUGCCAUUAUGCACAGCAACCAGUUGCAAGAAUGGUGGCUCAUGUUUUGGAGGUGCCAACUGUGCAUGUCCGCAAUGUUUCUCCGGUGCAGACUGUUCCAUAAUUGACGAAAAAUGUCUCUGGCAACGUGCUAAUGUUACGCAGGCAUCCACAGCGAGCACAAGCCGGGAUGACGUCGGCGACACGAAGAUCCUCAUGCUUAUGGCUCUUGCCUCAAUAAUGAUGUUAGCCAGUUGUGUUGUCGUCUUUUUUCUCAAGUACAAAAAGAUGAAGAGAAUUCUCCGCGAUCCAGUGACACAAAAUUCAUUGAAUGAACAUCGCCAAAUCCACGAAUUACCCAACAGAUCGAUCGAUAAUCGAUCACCGGAUGAAGUCUACAAGGUUUUCGUGAUCCCGUCGAAAAAAUCGAAAGAUGUCGACAAACCCGCGGUCGAGUAUGAGACGCGUUACGUGCUACAGCCACGUGGGCGCUACCGUACACUACCAUGCGUUGACGUUACUGCAGCCGAACCGGAAAAUCACUACGCCGAAAUCGAGUAUCGGCCGACUACGUCCAUGACGUCACCAGUGUCGUCGUCGCUAAAAGCUCUGAUCUCGCGUCUUCAACGGAACAAAAUGCCACAUUUCAUAACCGGUGACAUCGCUGAGGAGUACUGUAGUGAUGUUGUUAAUUUUCCUCCUUUUUUUGCAGACAUAUCGGUUGAGAUUUAUUCUGUGGCACUGCACCAGUUCAUUUACGAAGGAGUGUCAUCACAUAACAUCACGGUGCAACAGCGUGUUUUCUCUCCUGCAAACCUACCUAGUGUCGGUAGUGACGCUGGACGAUGCUUACUGAGGGGCGCUCUGUUUGCUGCUAUAAGGUCUUUGCUUCCAAACCAACUAAAAGAAGUUCUACUUUCUGUUCAGUUGAACCGACUCCUCCAUUAA
Messenger RNA from Necator americanus (New World hookworm), 1986 nucleotides. RefSeq lists its product as uncharacterized. The coding region runs from base 1 to 1986 and encodes 661 amino acids. NCBI's taxonomy places the organism in Eukaryota, Metazoa, Nematoda, Chromadorea, Rhabditida, Ancylostomatidae. Gene Ontology annotation, molecular function: Notch binding; calcium ion binding. Gene Ontology annotation, cellular component: membrane. The transcript has 16 exons. The record is from RefSeq and is a predicted model, not a curated record. Gene Ontology annotation, biological process: cell communication.